Drosophila obscura is the source of this 3329-nucleotide messenger RNA. Its product is annotated as FAST kinase domain-containing protein 5, mitochondrial. The transcript has 3 exons. The coding region runs from base 235 to 2142 and encodes 635 amino acids. The record is from RefSeq and is a predicted model, not a curated record. Lineage: Eukaryota; Metazoa; Arthropoda; Insecta; Diptera; Drosophilidae.
UUCCAGUGAUGUAGCAGCCUUAAAUAAUAUUGUCAACAAUUGUUUCAAACACUUCUGGUGAUGAUCAGAAAAGGUGGAUUGGGAUAAUUUCAUAUUUUUCUGGUGAUGUGGCAGCUCCUGCAAAAACAGCUGUUUUUUCCUCGCUUCCAAUUCUGUAGCUCCACUUUCGUAAUGUGCUUUUAAAGAAAAAUAAUUCGAGAUAAAUGAAACGAAGCCAUUGAUUUGAGUAGCAUCAUGUGGACACGGGUCAAUUGCCUCUGGCGGAGUGUAGGGCGGCAGGCGCCACGCCUCCUGUGCCGUCACAUUCGCACUUCCGUGAUUGUGCCGGCGAAAAUCUUUGUGGACAGGGAGAAUCAGUUCGCCCACAGCAUUCUGUCGGAGUCCCUGAAGCCCUAUCAUAUCCUAAGACCCAUCGAAAGUCCCUUGCAGGAGGCCACUUCGGAUGGCUACCUGGAGCCGGGCAGGAACCUCAGUCCCGCCGCUCUGUACGCGAACUUUCUGGCCCUGGUCCAACAUUGUGCGGAAACGAACACCCAAAUCAGUGAGCCACAGUUCGAUGGGUUCGCUCGCACAUACUGCGAGCAGAUGCACCAUCUGUCCGACGACCAGGUGCUGGGCACAAUGCGUGCCCUGGGCCAGCUGCCGAAACCGGAAUCGACCAAGACGCGGAACUACAUGGAGCUGUGGAACACACUGGACAUCGAGUGUUGUCGGCGGAUCGAGCGCUGGCCCACGGGGCAGCUGCUGCUGGUGAGUGAUGCCUGGUACCAGCUGGGUCUGGCCAGGAUCGGGGAGUACGUGUGGCUGGCCCUCAAGAAGCUGGGCCGCAAGCUGCGAAAGCUGCCGCCGGAACAGCUCGUCCAGUCCAUGUUCCUCUGCAACCUGCUGCGGCGCCCCAUCUUCGAGAUGUUCGACUUUGAGAUGAAUCUGGCCCGCUGUAUCGAUCAGAUGACGCUCCAGGAGCUGGGCGUCAUGGCCAUGGGCUUCUUUAAGACCCAGACGCAGAUCCGGAAUCCCGAGCUGCUCAACCAGCUCUUCGCUAGACUAACCAGAGAGCUGGACACCGUGGAGGACAUCACCCUGGUGUCCCUGCUAAAAGUUCUGCGCUACAGCAGCAAGCUGCCGCACGUGGAGCCGCUGAUCCGGCUGCUUCGCGACCUGGAGCCGCAGGUGGAGCGCGUCUCCCUGCUGGCCUGCCUGCACAUGGCCCUGCUCGGCUGCGAGCUGCAGACCUGCGACGACCAGCUCAUCGAACGCAUCCUUCAGCGCUUCGAGCAAGAGCUGGACCAUGCCCGCCUCAAGGAUAUGGAGCGCAUAGGCCUGGUCAUGGCCCUGUUCAACCUGGAGAGUGUGUCCGGUGUGGAGAGGCGUCUGGCCGAGCGGCUGCCCGAUGUGAUACGCCAACGUCUGGACGAGAUCAUGCGCUAUCCACGAUGCUUCACCAACUGCCUCCAGUUCCUCACCAUGCGCGGUGUCUACGAUGCGGAGCUGCUCGGUGUGGCCCUCGAGCCACGCUUCCUUCAGCAUGCGUACCGCGGCGGCCUGCCCGGUCGGGAGUACUUCCAUUUGGAUGGAUGUGCCCGCCUCCUGGGCAAAGAUGUGUACAAGGGCCCCCUGCUCACCGAACGGCAGAUCCAGCAGAUGGGAAAGCUCUACACGCAGUACAUACCCGAGCGGGAGGGACGCUUCAAGCUGAACAAGACCGAUCGCAUUCUGGUGGACGUCCGGGACGCGGCCUCCGACCUCUACCGGCACCUCAGCUUCAAGCACAUCCUGCCCCAGUACGAGCGCUGUGAUCUGGUCCUCUGCUAUGACCGUCGUCAGCAGCGUGCACUGCCCAUCGAUGCGGAAGCCUGUCCGCCGGACUACAGCGGUGUGAUCCUCACCAGGCGGCAUCUGCUCGGCGCUGACAGGGAGCACGAUGACCAACUGGCCACCGUGAUCGUUGUGAUUGCCGGCUGGAACAAUGUGAUACGGGACAAGCAGCGGCACACGGGUCAGCUGGCGAUGAAGCUGAAGCAGCUCAAGCAAAUGGGACACCAGCCGGUGGUGAUCUAUUGGCACGAAUGGCGUGAGCUGGAAACAUCCGCAGAUCGUCAGGACUUUCUCAAGCGACGACUGCGCCAGGCGGCCGGGAUCUAAGAUCAGGAUCACAGAAGCCAAUCCAAACAUCAGAAAAUCAACAUCGAUUGCAAACAGCAUGGAUAUAUAGUCAGUCAUAUGAUAUCUGAAUAAUGUACACAGACACAGGCCACUAAUACCUAAAAAAUUAUCUAACUAAACGAAAAAAAAAAAAAUAUGCGCGAAAGAAUUAUGGCAUAGUUGUUGACCGAUAACGAGAACGACGACGAUGACAGCGACCGCCCGCGGCCCCAUGUGUCGCUAGAGGGUGCCAUGAAGUGCUCGCUUGGUGUACUCGUAGACGACAAAGAGUGUGGCCGUGGCCGGUAUGGUGCGGAGAACGGAUGGCAGCAGGCCGCGAUAGAGUGCCAGGACGCCCUCGCGUUGUACAAUCUCACGACCGACAGCGUACAUGCUGGCAUUGAGGUUCUUCACCUGGAUGCGGCUCUUGAUCACAUCGGCGGGAAACGUGGAGGUCCACAGACAGACGCCGCCAAUGGCGCCGGCCACCAUGGUGCGCAAUGCUCCGAUUUCAUCUUUGGUUUGAUUGUUCCUGACCAACAAAUUAAUAUGAUUAAAUGUAUGUUGGUAUUGUUUGCCGGGUGGGUCUCUUACCUGCGCAGAAAUUCUCUGGUGCCCUCGUAGCUGCCAAAGAAGAAGAAAUAGCCGGGCAUCUCACGCAUGAAUGUCGAGCUCAAGCCGCGAUAGAAUCCGCGCAAGCCUGUGUGUAGGAGAUUAGAACCAAUUAAUGGAUUGUGCAUGGAAAAUAGCAGAUGCAAUGGCAGCAUUGAGAGAGAGAGAGAGAAGGAAACAGAUUGGCACGUGAGGAGGCCAUUCCGUUUGUUCAAUAUUUAUGGAAAUUACUACGUUACAUGGCCGCGAUAAGGACGGAACAUCAAUCAACAUUCAAGCCGAAUCAUUGUAUGCGUCUCCCCGGCUCCCCGCCCCAUGAACCAUGAUCCAUCCCAUUGAUCUGGCAGCUGUCAGCAGGAACUGAGAACGGAGAACGGACGAUUCAGUAACUUUCCACUUGACAACUGAUAGGGGCGGGGGCACUCUCAACUAUUUGUAUUAUCCACAAACUUCCCCUAUCUUGCUCUCACUCGCACUCGCUCACUGCUACGUCAUUGUGCGUGGCAUGCAUCCCCGGGCUGAGCACGCCAACGAGGCUGAGAAUAUUCUUAUCAAAUAUCAAGUAAUUCAUAAUU